Messenger RNA from Anoplopoma fimbria (sablefish), 2076 nucleotides. It is a transcript of the gene ficd, whose product is annotated as FIC domain protein adenylyltransferase. NCBI's taxonomy places the organism in Eukaryota, Metazoa, Chordata, Actinopteri, Perciformes, Anoplopomatidae. The transcript is spliced from 2 exons. The coding region runs from base 308 to 1660 and encodes 450 amino acids. Gene Ontology annotation, molecular function: protein binding. The record is from RefSeq and is a predicted model, not a curated record.
UUCAUGUGUCUAAUUUGUGUACACAACUAUACAGACGCCGGGAAAAACUCAGCCGCCUUCUAAACGUUCACUUAGUCGGUGUUUUAGAGUCACGUAAUUGUGACAGAGAGCUACGUUGACCUAGCAACUGUUAGAUAACUUACGAGCGGUACAAGUAGACUAACUGAGCUGAAUUUCCUCUGCAGUGUGGGAAUGAAUGUUGACCAUGUCCUCCUUCUUGUCAGCCGCCCUUAGGCUCUCCUAGCUGGGGUGCAAAUACAUGGGGAACCGUAUCACCGGAAGAUGGAGGGUUUGACCGGGGGUUGUCAUGGCUGCUGUGACGGUGAGUCGUUACCCCAGCGGCCGUUACCUUGGAGUGUGGUGCCCGCUGCUGUGCCUCCUCCUCGGCUUGCUGGUGGCCGUCCUGAUGCCCCUGGUGGGGGAGGAGGACCAAUGCUGCGCCGCCCUGAAGGGCCUCUCUCAGAUCCGCUGCCAGCUGUGGGGAAACUCUCAGCAGCCUCCAGCUGUGCAGUCCACCAGCCUCACGGUCCCCUUCACUGCCCUUGAUGUGCUGCCUCUGAGGUCCAAGCCGAGCACAGAGAUGAAGCUUGAGGCCAAAGCGGCGCUGCAGCUGGCUCUUGAGAUGAGGAAGCUGGGGAAGAGGGAGAAGGCUCACAAGCUGCUGGUGCACGCACUCAGCAUGAAUCCAGACUUUGUGGACGCCCUAACGGAGCUGGGAACCAUUCUGGAGGAGGAGAAGGAUGUCGUCCAGGCAGACCACCUUUACACCAAGGCCUUGGCCAUCUCACCAUGUAACGAGAGAGCUCUGGUCAGCCGGGACCGAACUCUUCCCCUGGUGGAAGAGAUUGACCAGCGUUACUUUAGCAUCAUCGACAGUAAAGUUCGCCGGCUUAUGUCCAUACCUAAAGGCAACUCUGCACUACGCAGGGUGAUGGAGGAAACCUACUACCACCACAUCUACCACACGGUGGCCAUUGAAGGCAGCACGCUCACUUUGUCUGAGAUCCGCCACAUCUUAGAGACCCGUUACGCCGUCCCUGGGAAAAGCCUGCAGGAGCAGAAUGAAGCCAUUGGUGUGGAUGCAGCCAUGAAGUACAUCAACACCACGCUGCUGUCCAGAACAGGAACCAUGACCGUCAGUGACAUCCUGGAGAUUCACCGGCGGGUGCUCGGUUAUGUGGACCCCGUGGAGGGAGGCAGGCUGCGCACCAACCAGGUGUUUGUGGGCCACCACAUCCCUCCACACCCUCAGGACCUGCAGAGACACAUGCAGGAGCUGGUUCAGUGGCUCAACUCUGAGGAGGCCCUGCAAAUGCAUCCCGUAGAGUACGCGGCUCUAGCCCACUACAAACUGGUCUAUGUGCACCCUUUUGUGGACGGAAACGGACGCACAUCACGGCUGCUAAUGAAUCUUGUGCUCAUGCAAGCGCGGUACCCACCGAUCACUAUUCGCAAAGAACAAAGGGCAGAGUAUUAUUCAGCUCUAGACACAGCCAAUGAGGGCGAUGUACGGCCGUUCAUUCGCUUCAUAGCCAAAUGUACAGAGAUGACACUGGACACAUUGCUGAUUUCUACCACUGAGCCUGCUGUAGGGCUGCCGGGAGCCAGCCAGGACCACGCCUGCCUGGACUGCAAACAGACCAUCCCCAUUCACAACUGAGCUGGAGACGGGAGGAGAAUCUUCAAAAGCUCUUAAAAAUCAAUCGUAUCAUAUUGUGUUUUGAAUUGCCUCGUCCUUUGGCUAUAUCCCUUAUCACCCUCUGCUUCUGUUUGGUUCAUGGACUUGCUCCAUUGAUUGGGAUUCUGAAGGAUUUUGACUUGAAAAUUGAUUUUCCUGUGAAGGUUUUGCUUUUUACCCACUUUUAGUGUGUAACCAUGUCCCCAUAGGAGUUAUGAUGGAUCAGAUUACAAUCGGAAGUUUGACUACUGGUGAUGUGAGGAGGCAAGGCAGCUUUCUUAUGACAAAUUACUUGAGAUGCUUCAGUGCAGUGAAGUGUGUGUGUGUGAACAUUCAGUUAAUUGUCUACCUUUGGGAUGAAGGUGAUGUCCUGUAACACUGUAAAGUAUUUUUCAUGU